AUGGCGGAAAAACUAGACAAAACUAAACGUCUAAGUCGAUGGUACUUCGGCGGUCUGGCUUCCGCGGGAGCAGCCUGCUGUACGCAUCCUCUCGAUCUCUUAAAGGUGCAUUUACAAACCCAACAAACGGGCAAAAUUGGUCUUAUUCGUAUGGGCAUCAAAGUAGUGAAAACCGAUGGCAUUUUAGGACUGUACAACGGAUUGUCAGCCAGUCUUGUUAGACAGCUUACGUAUUCGACCACCCGGUUUGGCAUGUACGAAACAGCGAAGAAGCAGCUUCCUACAGAUCAUGCACCCCCUUUUUAUCAGAAAGCUCUCAUCGCCGCAAUAUCUGGUGGCUGUGGUGGAUUUGUCGGUACUCCUGGUGAUAUGGUGAAUGUGCGGAUGCAAAACGACAUGAAGAUCGCUCCAGAACUGCGUCGAAAUUAUAAGCAUGCCAUUGACGGAAUCUGGCGCGUUUAUAAAGAGGAAGGUGUUAAGAGUCUGUUUAAUGGCGCAACGAUGGCAACGCUUCGAGCUAUCUUCAUGACUAUUGGACAGCUGGCUUUCUACGACCAGUUUAAGCAGCUUCUGCUGUCAACCCCGUAUUUCCAUGAUAAUUUGGUGACUCACUUUUCUGCAAGCUUACUCGCCGCCGGUGUCGCUACUACCAUAACACAGCCGUUAGAUGUGAUGAAGACUAGAAUGAUGAACGCGAAGCCCGGUGAAUUCCGAGGCAUUUUCGAUUGCAUGAUUUACACUGCAAAAGUCGGUCCUCUAGGCUUCUUCAAGGGUUACGUUCCAGCAUUCAUCAGACUGGCUCCACAAACGAUCCUAACGUUUGUUUUCUUCGAACAGCUGCGCAUGAAUUUUGGAUUUUUCCGCACCACUCCUGAAACUUCAUCGAAAUAG
Molecule: messenger RNA, 891 nt
Organism: Soboliphyme baturini
Lineage: Eukaryota; Metazoa; Nematoda; Enoplea; Dioctophymatida; Soboliphymatidae
Source: the annotation of a GenBank genome assembly